Molecule: messenger RNA, 2823 nt
Organism: Trichomonas vaginalis G3
Lineage: Eukaryota; Parabasalia; Trichomonadida; Trichomonadidae
Product: tubulin polyglutamylase TTLl11 family
Exons: 1
Coding region: 1-2823 (940 amino acids)
Biological process (GO): protein polyglutamylation; microtubule cytoskeleton organization; protein phosphorylation
Cellular component (GO): cilium
Molecular function (GO): tubulin-glutamic acid ligase activity; tubulin binding; protein kinase activity
Source: RefSeq, a predicted model, not a curated record
AUGAAUGAAGAUUUAGCAGCUGAGAGCAAAAAGACAAUUGCCCCUCCAGCUGUUCUAAUUCAUUACCUCCUUCCAGUGGAAGCAUUUUCGCCACAAAUUUUGGUUCUAGAAACUCCGCUUGGAAAUAUUAGCAAAAUGAAAAAUAAAAAUUCGGAUAGAUCGCAGUAUCUUGUACAAACCAUAAACACUGAUCUUUCACAAAAGUCAAAUUCGUCAUUGUUUUUCAAAGAAGUUCAAAAUUUAUCUUCAUCAAAAUAUCCAACCAUUUUGCCUUUUGAAGGUUUUACAAUAUCAAAUUCAUACAAUUGCGAUAAGCCAGCUAUUGUCUACGAUUGUUAUACUGGACUAAAGCUUUCAGAGAUUCUUGAGAUCGAAGAUGAUGAGAAUGCACUUGAAAACUGGAACUUAACAACUAAAAUACGAUCAUUAAUAGGUGUUGCCUUUGCUUUGGAUCAUAUUCAUGGACUAAAUAUUGCACAUGGUAAUAUCAAUGCAGAAAGUGUAGUUUAUGGUGGAGAUUAUUGGCCGUAUCUUGCUAAUUUAUCGUUUGAGAACUUCUUUAAUGAGGAAAAAGUCAAAAAUUUGGUUCCAAGUUAUUUUGAGACAACAUGGAAAGCUCCAGAGCUUACAGGAACUACAAAGAAGACUCUACCAGGCGAUAUUUACUCUUUUGGAAUGUUAAUUCUGUUAUUAUUCGUUGGUCAAGAUGAAUUCGAAGAUAUUGUUGAAUCUUACACUGAAGAAGAAUCUGAACUAGAAAUACCUGAUUCCGUUCCAUCUCAGAUUAGUGAAAUCAUUCAAUCGUGUUGUAAUCCAAAUCCUCAAGAAAGGCCAGUGAUUUCAACUGUUUUGCAGGAAUUACAAGACUCUAUUGAAAGUAUUCAAGGUGUUGAUGUAUCAGCUAUCCAUGAUUUCAUUCAACAGAUCAAAGGCAAAAAAUCAAAUCAAAAUAAGCCACAAGAACCAAAGAAACAAGAGACCAAACAAGAAAAUGAGCCUGCAAAAGAAGAAUCUUUUAUUCCAAAACCAAAAAGAGAAACUCCAUCAAAAUUAAAGAAAAUUGAUUCCAAAAAGAGCAUCAAAUCCAUAGAUAAAGAAGAAAAACCUGUUAAGAAGAGCAACUCUGAUAAGGAUACUGCUAGAUCUGAUGUCAAAAAGACUCUGAAAAAGAAACCACAAAAAACUGUUUUCGUUAAUGUCGAAAAUACAUGUUAUCCAUCAAUUACACGCAACACAAAGAAGAUGGGCUGGAAAACAACAGAUAACGAAGACAAAACAAUAUUAUUUUGGUAUGAUAACAAUGUAUCUGUUGAUUUGUGUCUUUCUUUACAGCCAUGGCAAUUUAUCAAUCAUAUACCAGGUACAUAUGUUAUUUCCCGCAAAGUAGAACUCGCAAGGAACAUUGAACGCAUUCAAAAAUAUUUUCCAAAAAUUUACACUUUUCAUCCACUUUCUUUUGCAGUUCCAGCUCAAUCAUUAGACCUCCAACAAUACAUGAUGAAUGCUCCUCUCAAAGACAGAACAUUCAUUAUCAAGCCUGAUUUAGGAGCGCAAGGAAAAGGCAUAUAUUUGAUCCAAAACCCAGAUGAUGUUUUAGAUAUCACUGAAACAUCUAUUGCUCAACAGUACAUAAAUUCACAUCUGAUUGAUGGAUACAAGUUUGACUUGAGAAUAUAUGUUCUAGUGUCAUCUGUCUCUCCAUUAAGGAUAUAUACCUUUAAUGAAGGAAUGGCGAGAUUCUGUACAGAACCAUAUAAAAAACCUCGCCAAGGAAAUCUUGACCAAAUUUACAGACAUUUAACGAAUUAUUCCGUUAACAAGAAGAACUCAAAAUUCGAGCAACCAACAGAUGAUGAUGCUUCUAAUGAUGGAUUCAAGAGAUCUUUUAGCUCCGUGCUUCACGAAAUGAAAAGUGAAGGAGUUGAUACUGAUAAACUUCUCAAAGACAUGCAUCAAUUAAUUGUUUUGACAAUUUUAGCUGUUUAUUCUUACAUCAAACACAGCGUUAAAACAGCGUUUAGAGUUGAUGAUGGGAAAAGCAGAUGUUUCGAGAUCAUGGGCUACGAUAUAUUGAUUGACAAGAAGAACAAACCAUGGUUAUUAGAAGUUAAUCAUUCUCCUUCUUUGCAAUGCGACUCUCCUUUCGACAAAACUCUUAAAGACAACGUCAUUUCAGGAGCAAUGAAGAUAAUGGACUUGAACCCUAAUUUCAAGAAGAUUGUAAUAGAGCAGGAGAGAAUAAGAACACAGAACAGAAUUACAGGAAAAGGAAAGGAUGAAAAUAAAAGUUUGUAUGAUGAACAAAAAGAAUACGAAAUUUCUAAAACAACUGGAUGGAUGCAGUUAUAUCCUUGUUUGGAUGAUGCAGAACAACAAAAAUUAUAUGAAGAAGUACUUAAAGUUGAAGGCUCCAUUUCACCAAUAGGAACAGAUGAAACAGUUGCAAGUAAUAAAAGAAAAAUUGCAAUACAAGAGAAAUUGAAGAAAAUCGAAGAAAGCGAAAAGAAAAAUUUGCCUAAAAAAGUUGCAAAACCGAAGAAAGAGAUUAAAGAAAUUGGUGAUGAUAAAGAAUCUGUUUCUGUAACCGUUCCACAGCCAAAACCAUUAGUAAGUAAGACUCCAAGGUCUGUACAGCUUCUAAGAGAAGCAAAACUCGCAAGAAUCAGAUCGGAACAAAUGAGAGAACAACAUAUGAAAAGUUAUGAUGAUUUACCUGAAAUUCCAGCUGCUCCUGCACCUCAUGGCUUACAGGCAUACGCAAGAGCAGUUCCACAUGUAACCAAACCAAAAAUUGUCCCAAAGAAUAUUAUAUUUGAUAUGUAA